This is a messenger RNA of Sinocyclocheilus rhinocerous, 954 nucleotides long. Its product is annotated as patr class II histocompatibility antigen, DO beta chain-like. The coding region runs from base 1 to 744 and encodes 247 amino acids. The transcript has 4 exons. The record is from RefSeq and is a predicted model, not a curated record. NCBI's taxonomy places the organism in Eukaryota, Metazoa, Chordata, Actinopteri, Cypriniformes, Cyprinidae.
AUGGAAAUCAUCCAGACAUUGGUGUUAAUCCUUCUGCUUUCUCCUCAGAUCACCAUGUGGACAGACUACCAGACAGUGAAUGUCCUGGCCUACACGCGGAUGAUGGAGAAUGGCUCCAUAGACCAGGCAGUGGUUGUUUUGGUGAAUGAAGCCACAUUUGCAUACUUUGACCAGGCAAAAAACACAUUUGUCUUACGUCCCAGUGCAAGCGCCGGGUUCUCAGUUUUAGAAGGCAGUGAUCGCUCGUUCUGCAUGUAUGAGGUGUUAGCAGGAUUUUAUCGACAAACUGAUUACCUGGAGAAACUCAAACAAGAAACAAAUUCAGCAAAAUCACUUUUGGUACGCCCUUCAGUCAAUGUGUAUACUGAGUUUCCUGAACAACAAGGAAAAGUAAACGUACUUUACUGCUAUGCCACUGGGUUUUACCCUGGUGACAUUGAAGUAAACUUUUAUCUAAAUGGCCAAAAGUCCACUGUGAAAGCAGAGACCUCUGACUUAAUGUAUGGGGAAGACUGGACCUUCAGAGUGUACAAGUAUAUGAAUAUCACCCCACAGUAUGGAGACAAGUACACAUGUGAAGUGAGACACAGUAGUAUGGUUGAACCUAAAAUGACAGAGUGGAGGCCUGAAUUUUCAGUAUCCACAUCACAUCUCUACUGGGCUUAUUCACUACCUCUCAGCAUCCUGUUGGGCAUCAUGGUAUCUGUCCUGAUUUUAAGAAGAAAAUGCCGUUCUCAGUUAUAAUGGUGCUUUGAAAGACUAAACUGCAGCAUAUAUGUGCAUCUGUGAACUUUGUGGCUUAUAUAUCCUCCUGGGACCCAGGCAUAGACCUCUGUAGAGGACAUUAUAUUUGAGUGAAUUUCUCUACAUGCCACAUUUAGGUCUGGAUGUCCUGUUCAGAGCACAUUCAGGGCUUUUCAGAGAUAUCAAAUGUUUGGAGGUUUGAUCAUAAAC